This is a messenger RNA of Amoebophrya sp. A25, 8359 nucleotides long. The record is from the annotation of a GenBank genome assembly. NCBI's taxonomy places the organism in Eukaryota, Dinophyceae, Syndiniales, Amoebophryaceae.
CAUUCACAGAAAAGCUGGGGUUUCGACAGCAUUCGCCACAGAAAAGCUGAGGUUUCGACAUGACGUAAUACACAUCAAGGAAUCACAGAUGCCCUUCAUUGCGAGACUGUAGCUAGUCCUAGGGAAAGCAGCCCAAUUCUGUUGCGGCUUGCCUCGGACGGUUCCGACUGCUGCUGAUUUGAGACUUCGAUCAUCACUGUUUAUCGUCUUUAUCAAAUCUUCUUCUCACGCUUCCCUUAUCGGCUUCUUCUCACGCUUCGACUUCUUAAUUUUAUCAGAUUGGGAUCAUCCUCAUCCGCGCCGUUGCUAGUGAAAACAACAAGUAUUAACGACAUUUUAUCGUUGCGUCAACAAGAAGUGGCGAGGACAACAACAUUGUUACAGAUAAUAUUGUAGUUCUUCAUCUAGUAGUACUCCUACAACUCGAAUAGUACGAGGUCUCACCUGGUGUUGUAAUUACUAACCACCUGCAGACAAGACCAUCUACUGUUGCUAGACGGAAGAUUACGAUCAGUCCAUCCACCUGGAACCUUGGGCAGCAUAAACACCAGUCACCUUGGGCAACAGAGUACCACCAUCCACCUUGGACAACAGAGUACCACCAUCUUCUACCUAGAACAGCAUAAAGCCCGACCACAAUGGCAACUAAUACCAGUAUAAACUCGAGUAACCCGCCUCGGCUUGCAAGUGUAGUCGGUUUCAAUGCGGAUUUAGGCGUUUUCCCUUUCGAAGAGAAGCUCAUCUAUGCUGCAGGAAAUGUUACGGCUUCGCCAAAUUCAUCUUACUUAAGAAGCAUCUUACGUUGAAACACUUCCUCCAAGGGGAAAAGGGGUUAAAGAUGCGCUUCAAGAUGAAUAUAGAGAAGGUCUAAAAAUGUCGUGGUCGCUGCGGAGGGACCGGCACAAGUGUUUAUGCCGUUGGCCUCUCCCAUCACAGCUCUCACGCUAUGCAAGAGUGGAUUAGUGGAGAGCGCGGUACAAGGAACCUAUUUAUCUGAUUGUUAUAAUUGGUGAUCCUACCGUAGUAGAGAAGAUGAAGAUAUAUGAUUGUUUUUGUUGCUCUUGCUUCUAACAGUAGCAGUAGCAUAAAGACCUAAGAAAAACAAGAAUAUACUAAUGACACGUAGUUGUAAGUAAGUCGAGACACGACAUUUUAUCGUCGAUGAAGAUACGAGCACAGUUUGUCUUUAUUUGUCGGUCACUCAAUUCUUAUUCAGGUCCCAGUAUCAGCUAUUGUACCUUUGGUUGCUGCUGCUGGUGCUCCGACAGGCAAUACUUUCACAGAACUGCGUGUUUUCUUAUGCACCAUGAUGAAUACCAUGUUGGUAUCAUUGUCUAGAUGUUGCUCCUUCAUAUCUAGUUCCCGUUUUAGUUUCGAUGUAACAAGGUGCACGAUCUACCUUGUUAUAGCAAGACGCUCCAUAAUUAUACCUUCACCUUGCUUAGUACGUAGUUUACGCACGACCUAUCAUCAUAGACAUAUUCUACAUAUAUGAUGCGGACACGGCUCUAAUAUCAGCAGACUUCGGAAAAGGGAGCUAUGGGCCAUUAUGCCAUCAUAUGACGGAGAUCGACCAGUUGGCUUUCACUGCGGAUGGCAGCAAACUGAUUUUUAGGGACCUGCUUGCAUUCAUGAUAGAUCUGGAACUGGAUUGUCCUACUCCUAGCAGCAGUAAUUUCACCAUGGACUCCUGCCCUAGUAUCUAUAAUGAUGCCUGAGUGAUUAUAGUCCUGUUGGGCUAGAAAAUCAAGGAACUUGUUCGCAUUUUCUCUCAAUAGUAUAAUGCAUAACUUCUGAAUAGAAUUAGAAAGCUAUCUUCACCACUCUCUAAUUUUUCAAUCGAACGCAAUCGGACGAUGUGCGUUUGGGAUCUGGUAGGGAAAGGCCUCGGCAACUCAACCACAAGAAGGAACGCUAGUCAUGGUAUUCAGAUUUAAGUUCAAUAUUACCACCAAAAAUUGAUUACCGAAAGCGAGAGUGAUACGAUAUGAUACAAUCGGUAUCAGUGUAUCAAAUGAAGCAAAAGCACCGUUUGCCCCUCAUAGAGAAGAACAUUUUCAAUAUGACCAUCAAGCAACAUGAAUAUCAAUGAGAUAAGCCACUACACGUCGUGACUUGUAUCAACAUCAUCCAGAUAAGCCACUACACGUUGUGACUUGCGUACAGAGUAGUAGUUUGGUGCCAUCCGGACUUCGUGCUGUUCAUGGUAUCACACCUCUGCCGGUUCUUUCCACCUGGGAUAAUGUCGUAAAUUUCAGCUCAGAACUGCGCUACAGACCAACGGGAAAAAACGCUGUAUGAAUUGGUUUUGGUGAAGGAUUAAGUACAACUAUGGAUUGGUACACAGGGCGGAUCGUACUAGUUGUUCUAUUUCAUAGAUACGUUCGCCUCUUCGUACUCGGGCUAUAUCUUACCCAGUAGAUGAAGUACCCUAAUAUCCCAAAAAGUCGUAGAUGAGUAACCUCAUAGUACCCUCUCAUAUCCCCUCGUAGCGGAUCGCAGUACACGCUCAGAGAAGACUGCAUGUCCAGUGGAAGGACGAUAUUUUUACAAGGUCCGGAUACCUGGCGAGCGACCACCCUUACGAUUCGUCACUUGGGGUGCGCAAACAGCCACAAAAUUCUACUCCAUCGAUCGACGACAUCCAAAACAGUAUGAACGGAGACUAAGUAAUUCUACUCCAUCGAUCGACGACAUCCAAAACAGUGUGAAGAAGGGAGUAAUCAUAGAUUUACAGAUUUACAAUAGUUAUGCCACCUGCAAUGGGGUACUGAUGUUAGAUCCUUUUUGUGGUUGUCAGGGUACUUCCCUCACGAAGAUACCGCGAUUAGACAACGAGGCUAGUAAGCUGCCUUGUAUGACCUGGUAUAACAGAGUGAGAAGUGGUAUUCGUGAUCGUAAUAGCUGGUGUAUGCUAUACAUCACAAUGAGCGAGAAGCAAGGAGUCCCCUUCAUACUCAGGCGCUCUGUGUGUCCAAAGCGAGUUUCAAUUGCGAGGAGCUCAAUCUAACGAAUACAGGCGUCGAGCAACGUACUAGUAUUUGUCCUACGAAGAUUACGUGCAUUGCGCUCCAUCGGAUGAGAAAGAUAAUUACCGCAACUAAAUCACAUUUUCUGUAUCAUCGAUACAACUUACGCUAUCGUACAUGUCUUACUUGAUAGAAGUGCCUUGUGAAUUGUUUAUGUCAUCAUCAUGUUGAUCUUCAUCUUCAUGUCUCAAAAAAUCAGAUGUGGUUACCUCGUGUUGUGUCUUGGCAGAUGGUGUGCACACACUUUUGGGAGUGCAGAACUCGCAAGUUUUCUUUUUCGAGGAUGCGCAGGCCUUGCGUGUUUUCGCCCCUCCGGCAGCACCAGGACCUUCUUUCGCGAUAACGAGUCUAGUUUUUUAUGGACGAGAUGAUCGCGGAUCAAUUCCAAUGAGUACACCUGGCAUUCAUAAUGACUUAGAUACUUCUAGUCCAGGUCCACCCUCUUCCAUCUUCAUUCCCAAGUCGGCAACAGCGAGGACUCAGCGUCAAGCAGUGGGACUGUAGCAGUCGGUCUGGCGAGUGGGCAGAUUCUUUCUGUUGGCGAAGGUUUCUUCUUCGAGGAAGUCUCUCGACAUCUAAGUAUCCGCGGACCAAGUGCAGCAGGAGGAGGAGGAAGGGGAUCUGUGCCAGGUACCAGAGUUGUACACUUGACUUACACUUAAAAGUGUGGAUAAAAAAGGGUCGGUCGUUGUCUUUGUUCCUCAUGUAUGACCAUCAAUCUUCAUCGUCAUUGAUCGAUGUGCGUGAUCCAUAACCUAGCCUCGUUAUCCUCACCGUCAUUCUUCUCUUAUAACCUUCGUGCUUGCAGAAGAGUCAAAAGAUUUCAUUUGCCCGCUUCAAUGAUUUACAGGUCGCAAAGCCUCAGUCCCGGCAAGAAGCCAUGUAUAUGCUAACAGCAAGAUGCCAGCUGUCCUACCUGCGGACUCGGUCCUCGAUGUCACCUCUGGUUAAGAAAGGGUUGUUUUUUUUUCUCCUGAGCUUUAGAUCAGCUUACAACUGCGAUUGUCUAGGCCCUAGGGUCGCAUCUUUCUACUUGACGAUAUCCUUGCCGAUAAUAGUUGUAAAAAUGGAGAGUAACUAUUGACUCCUGUAAGUGCAACCUCUAUCGUCAUUCUGUAGCCGUAACGCAGGACACAAUGUCGAAUAGAACAACAUCAACAUCCUGCCCUAAUGGCCAGUAGGGAACCCAUCUGUGAUGUUGCAAGGUCGUGCAGUGGAAACGAAUGCCUUCGAAAUUUCAGCAGCCAAGGUCAUGAUUGCGAAAGACAGGUCACCGAGGAAGCGGGUCUUACAAAGCAUGGAGAGAAAGGCUUUGCAAUUUCGGAAGGGUAGUGAUUCAUUAGAUUUCUUGGAGGUAGUACUAGUACUACUUCGGGUUCUUGGAUGUAGUACUACUUCUUUGGAAAGGUAUUGAUUCUGUUCUUGGAGGUUCUAGUACUACUUCGGGUUCUUGGAGGUAGUACCACUUCUUCGGAAAGGUAUUGAUUCUGUUCUUGGAGGUUAUCGUACUCCUUCGGGUUCUUGGAUGUAGUACCACUUCUUCGGAAAGCAGGUAUUGAUUCUGUUCCUAGAGGUUGUAGUACUACUUUCGGUUUCGUCGUCUUUCCUUAGAGAUUAGCGUCUUUCCUUAGAGAAGUGUUUGCCAAGAAUACCCACCAACAGACGCAGCCACCUUGCAGAGCACACUUAACGAUAAAAAGUGUAUUACGGCGACUCAUGUCAUGAAAAAGAAGAAAGCGGCGGUCGACUAUGAUUACAUUGUGGCGUCAAAAAGCCACGUCUUUAUGGUGUCUGGUAACGAUGCUCGAGUCGCCAUGGCACAGCCGCGAGCAGAAGCCACAGGUGAAACGAUUUUCUGUAAAAUCAAAGCUAGGUGGUUACUUCAUCCAUUAAAUAGUAGAACUACAACUACUUCUCUAAAGAUUUAGAUUAGAUUUUCAAUUUAGCUACAUACCCGACUACGACUACCGCACUUUUACGACGAUCAGGUAUCUGCCUCGUCCCUCCAACGUCGGUGUUUGAGCGAAAUUCGCCACAGCAAGUAAAAACUUCCUACGCUAUCGGAAGUGUAGACGGGUGGGUGCAUUUUAGCGAUAGAACACCGAUUCAAGUUCCAGGUGGGCAUGCAGUACACAGCGUGUGUAGCACCUAUUAUGUUGAGGUCAUGAAUGUUUGUGUUUCAGAGUUGAGGUCUUCAAAUUUGCAGGGUGUGGCAUGAUGACUGUUGGCAAAUUGAGAUUCUUCAGCAAGAGUCGGUUUUUUUGUUCGCGCUUUAACUAACACUAUUUUCUCUGUCAAACAAGAAGAAGAAUUAUAUCUCCAAGCAUCAAUCAGAAUCACGUAAGUGCCUAUUCCCAACAAGAAACCUCCUUAGAACUCUAAGUUCUUCAACCCGAAGGAACCCCAGCCUACGGGCCACCAGAGUACUUGGGAGCAGGGUGCGCCGAUAGCAAACUAUUCAUUUUUGCGUUUCCCAACCUCAGCCGACCCAUCUUUCAGCGAGCUCUGGGUAGUAGUGGAACGGAUCAACUGACGUCGUGUGCCUUCUCACCUUUCAACAACGCGCAGAAAACGUAUCAGGUAGCCUGUGGAUCAGCAGAGGGGCUUGUCUAUCUCCUCACCUUGACGAACGACAGCUGGACAAGCGUCCACACCACCACGAAGAUGAACAGUCACGCUAGUGUUAGGGCAGCAGGCGGCAUAGUGGAUGGGCGCCCAGAACGAAGCGGAGAACCUUGUAUGGAACAAAGUUGAGAGACUCAGAGCAGAUAAGUACAACAGAGAAGGAACUGAAGGUUUCCAGACACCACCCUGGGUGCAAUAACAUCACUGGCAUUUCUCAACGUCGUAUACGUCACACUUAAAAGUGCUUUGCCUAUGAUCAAAAAUCUUCCGAAGUCUUCUUACUACCCUCUGACUAUGCUAACUCCAUCUCGCCAAGAUAAUCCCACAAACUCAGAAACCCAACCACUUUCAUUCCAUCUUCGUCUUUCGCGGCUCAACGAGAUCAGAUAUUGAGUGGCAUACUGGCGAACAACAGUGACUUGUCUCUCUUACCUGGUCCGAAAGGAGUACUGCAUUUGCGAGGCCACGUAGCGCCAGGUGUACAGCGGUGCGGAUUUAGUAUUAAGAAGGUGGAGAUCAAGGAUCAACAUUUUACCUCAUUAAUACAGCUUUCAUUAAUAACUGAAACUGCAGGAACGAACGAAGGUUAUCAUUUACACUUAGGGACCACGACGGACAACUAAACUCCCUUAUAUUUACACUUAGAUUACCCUUCGAUUAAACUGAAUCAGCUUUCAAGGCGUCGUUGACCAGGUUGGACAUUCCUUGGUGACAUCUUCUUUAUUUGGACAUUUCCUCCAUAUUUCUAAUACCAGUUGCGGCAAUUUUCUGAUGACAGUCGGCUUUGAUGGACGACGAAUCGCGUACGAGACGCACUCAGGACAGCGCCUACCAAGCAUUUCGCUACUAGCGGAAGUGAAAUUCCUAGACAAAAGCUUGCUGAACUACAAUGGGCCUGUUGUUCUUGGUAGUAAUGACUCAGGUGUUCUUGAGGGAGGAGAAGGUACAACGAGUUGUAACGAACAAGAAGGCGGGCUCAGUACUAGUUUUUAUGUUGAAGAGAAUGCUAAGAAGGCGUCUUCCAGUCAAGGUGGUGAGCCAGGACAAGCGUCGAAGACGAAGAAUAGUUUCGCAUUCGCGCCACGUAGUCGCACCGCUGCAGGCGCGUCGCAUGCGGCAGCGGACGGCUCAGCGUAUUUAGCGCAGCUAUCGGCUGGAAGUAAGAACGCGCAAUUGAUGAUCCAUCCGCAUAGCCGGUCAGUGCACCACUCAGUACUGACUUACAACAAGAGCAAGAUUCAGCCGAACCCGACAGCAGCGCAGGGACGACGGCCAACCACAAGUUACACUACACUAAGUGCAGCAAAGAAAUCGGUCACGCCAGUGUACGAAAAAGUCCUGGCAGCUUCGUCUCGGAGUAAAGGAGCAGCUACAAGGGUGAGCGGAACGAAGGUUAAGACCCCAUGAUCUAUUUCUAGUAAUUGAUGUAGUCUGUUGAUGAUCUAUAAAUGCAACCCCAAACCCAAAAUCCUUCCUCAUCUUCUAACAAUGUCGCAGGAGGGAUCACAUCGAGCUUCGGUCCUUUGCCAUGCUGUUCCGAUAGUAGCAUAGGAGCAGUGGUGCAGAGCGGGGAAUCCCUGAUCGUUUCCCUGAAAGGGAAACAACAGCAGUUUAUCUAUCAAAUCUAAGGAAAGAAAUUGAAAUAAGGGGGUUUCCCUUUGGGUUUUCUUCUAGAAGACGAGGAGUGGUGUUUUACUUAUUAUCGUUGAACGAAUUAUCCUUAUGUUGGUAUUAGCAAUUGUAGUCAGGAGUGGGAAUGUGAAUCUGAUAGGACCAUGAAUAUGUUGGAGAAGUCGAAGUAAAGCUUUAGAUCGUGUUGUUGUAGUUCGAGGUUUUCUUUAUGUCUUACUUUCUUUCAUCGUGAAAAUCGAAAGAAGUAGUAGUGAAUUCAGUUUAGGUUUGUGGGCUUACCUUCGUAGGUUCAGGUGGUUUCAAGAGUAGGCAGUUCAAGUAAUUUUUCUUUGAAUAGUACCAAAGGAUAAGAUAUUUGACCACUAUGAUAUGUGUAUGCUUGCUGUGUUUGAUCAGAUUUGUCCCACUUCCAAAGAUAUUGAUUUAUUUUCGCUUGAAGUUGAACAGUUUUUACAGUUACUUAGAGAGCGCAUCAGACUACGGUUAGAUUUUGAGUGGAGUUCCAAGUUUGAAUUGUUCUUGAUCCUGUUGAUGUUUCUAGAGGUGCGCAAGACUACCUGUAUUGACAUGUUUGAAGAGUCUCUUGUUUUUUCAGCUUCAAUUUCGUACUUUUUUUUGACAGCAGGAUGUAGAUAGCAGCAAAGAGGAAGAUUAUACAUAGAAGUAGGACUGAAUAUGAAGGCGUUAAAUGAACAGAAAACCCACUCCUGUGGCUACGAGUGGCUAGCUAUUAUAACAAUGGGAUUGGAGGGCUCUUCAGUAGCCACUGAAGUCUGCUGGUUUACCUAGUGGACCCACACCUAACCUAUAGAUACAUAGUACCAGGCUUUAGUGGUGAACUACAAGGUGAGAGCAGUCGUUAAUGACAUUAAGCAGUCGAUUGAAUUGUACUAGAACAUACGCUGAUAAUAUUAUCUGUUUCACCGAUGAGGCGAAGCAAGUUGGAUAGGAAAUGAAAUCGAAAACUCGUGGGCCAUUUACAGUCCAUAGUAAGAUAAGAUAUGAAACAAGAAUCAAGAUGAAGGCCCUCGUCAGGCUACUACGCACUGCUAGCUGCAUGAGGUCUAUGCAAG